AUGACGGGUAUUACUAUUUCAAUCGAUAGAGGCGGUACAUUUACAGACUGUAUUGGCAACAGUGGGUCAGGUGAUCCUAAAGAUGACUUUGUAAUGAAGCUUCUAUCUGUUGAUCCUUCUAAUUAUGCUGAUUCGAAUCUCGAAGGUAUACGUAGGUUACUCGAACAUUUCACUAAACAGUCCAUUCCACGUGGUAUUCCGCUCGACACUUCGCCGAUAAAAUCGCUUAGAUUGGGUACCACCGUUGCAACUAAUGCAUUACUAGAAAGGAAAGGGUCUCGGUGUGCCCUAGUUACUACUAAAGGUUUCAAAGAUAUUUUAGUUAUAGGGAACCAAAGUAGGCCACACAUCUUUGACUUAUCUGUCUCCAGGCCCGAGAAGUUAUACGAGAGUGUAAUAGAAAUUGACGAACGUGUGACACUAGAAGACUAUGUUGAAAACCCGAAAAAAGAAACUUCAACUCCUAAUGGUGUGGACCUUGUGAAAGGUAUUUCUGGUGAAGUCGUGAAAGUUUUGAAACGAGUGGAUGUCGAAGAAGUUAAAACUAUGCUUCAGCUGUUAUACAAUCAAGGAAUCAGAUCGAUUGCAAUUUGCUUAAUGCACUCUUACACCUAUCCUGAUCAUGAGCUCAUUGUCGGUGGAAUUGCCGAGAGUAUAGGUUUCUCGAAUGUUUCUCUAUCCAGCCAGUUAAGCCCAAUGAUCAAAUACGUGAAUCGCUCAAACUCGUGUGUUGCAGAUGCUUACUUGACUCCUGAGAUCAAAGAGUACUUACAUGGUUUUGAGUCCGGACUAAAGUAUGGCUUGAAAAAAAUAGACCAAACGGAUGGUGAUGACAAUAAGGGUGUCAGCUGUCAGUUUAUGCAGAGUGAUGGAGGGUUGGUUGACGCUUCGAGGUUCUCUGGUCUUAGAGCCAUUUUGUCGGGCCCAGCUGGUGGAGUUGUUGGUUAUUCCCGUACAUGUUAUAAUCCUAAUAACCCAAUUCCACUUAUUGGAUUUGAUAUGGGCGGUACCUCUACAGAUGUUUCCAGAUUCGGGGACGGGAAAUUUGACCAUGUUUUUGAGACAACUACGGCUGGCAUAACAAUUCAAUCGCCUCAAUUGGAUAUCAAUACCAUUGCCGCAGGUGGUGGAUCAAUCCUAUCUUUUAAAAAUGGCUUGAUGCAAGUUGGUCCUGAAAGUGCAUCGUCUCAUCCAGGGCCUGCUUGCUACAGGAAGGGCGGUCCGUUAACUGUAACCGAUGCAAACUUGCUGCUUCGCCGAUUAAUUCCCGAAUACUUCCCCAAAAUUUUUGGGAAAAAUGAAGACGAGUCUUUAGAUUUGGAAGUUACCAAAGACAAGUUCGAGUUAUUAACCCGUGAGAUUAAUGCCGCUCAUGAUCACUUAGAUGAUAAAUCUGUGGAAGAAAUUGCAUAUGGAUUUUUGGAGGUUGCUUGUGAGAAUAUGGCAAGACCAAUAAGACAGUUGACAGAGGCAAAAGGUCACAUCAUUUCUACACACAGAUUGGUUUCAUUUGGUGGUGCAGGUGGUCAAUGCGCUGUUCAGGUUGCUUCCGUGCUAGGAAUCAAAGAAAUCCUUAUACAUAGAUACUCUUCGGUCUUAUCAGCUUAUGGCAUGGCUCUGGCCGAUGUUGUUGAAGAGGUGCAAGAGCCUUGUAACAUGGAAUUUACUAUUGAUAACAUUGAGAUCUUGAAUGAUAGAUUGAAAUUACUAGAAACUAAAGCAACCGGGAAACUAGGAAGACAAGGAUUUAAAUCUGAAAACAUUGAGGUUGAGGCAUAUUUAAAUCUCAGAUAUCAAGGUACCGAGUCUGCAAUAAUGGUUCCAAGAGAAGCUCAAGGUUUUCUGAAAACAUUCCAAGCUAUGCAUUUAAGAGAAUUUGGAUUUUUGUUUGAUGACAAACUCGUUGUAGUCGAUGAUGUUCGAAUCAGGGCCAGCGGUAAAGUCAAGCAAAGAUCAGAUGAAUCUGUUGAUGAGCAAAUACUAAAGCUUCACAAAGCAAACGGCUUUAAGGAGGCUGAUCCAAAGAGACUUAAAUUUGUUAGGGAUAUUUAUUGGAAGGUUGGGGACGACUUAAAAUCUAUGCCAACAGAAAUUUAUCGUUUAGAGGAUUUGAAAAAUGGAACUUUUCUUCAUGGCCCAGCAAUCAUUGCGGAUGGUACACAAACCAAUGUCAUUCCACCAGGUUCUGUUGUCACUGUCUUAAAAACACAUUUAUUUAUCCAAAUACUGGAAAAGGAUGCUAAGGGCGAUCCAAAGCAAAACUUGAUGAGUAGUGUCGAGAAGAAAGUUAUACCUGAUGAGAUCAAAAUUGAGCCUGUCCUAUUAUCUAUAUUUGCUAAUAGGUUUAUGGACAUUGCCGAGCAGAUGGGCACUUCACUUCAAAAGACAUCGGUUUCAGUCAAUGUCAAAGAAAGGUUGGAUUUUUCCUGUGCACUAUUUGAUUCUGUAGGAAAUUUGGUAGCAAAUGCUCCCCAUUUACCUGUUCAUUUGGGAUCAAUGUCUGCUUGUAUAGCAACCCAGGCAAAAUUAUGGAAGGGAAAGUUAUCGCCAGGUGAUAUACUAGUUUCAAACCACCCUUCAGCUGGAGGUACCCAUUUACCAGAUAUAACUGUCGUAACCCCAGCGUUUGAAAAAGGUGAAAUAAUUUUUUACGUUGCUUCACGUGCACACCAUGCAGAUAUUGGAGGUUUACUACCUGGUUCGAUGCCUCCAAACUCAAAAGAGUUAUGGCAAGAGGGUGCUGCCAUUUUUUCGGAGCUCCUAGUUAAAAAAGGUAAGUUUCAAGAAAAGCGGAUGGUCGAAAAACUCUUGAUAGAGCCUUCCAAAUAUCCGAACUGUUCUGGUACUCGCAGACUAUCUGAUAAUCUUUCGGAUUUAAAGGCACAAAUUGCUGCGAACCAAAAAGGAAUACAGUUGAUAAACUUACUUGUUGAUGAAUUCGGCCUUCAAACAAUCAAUGCCUAUAUGAACGCGAUACAAGAUAAUGCAGCCAGCACCGUCACUCGAAUGAUUGAUCAAUUGGUGGAUAAUGAUGAAAGUAAAAAACUCAGUUGUGUUGACUACAUGGACGAUGGUUCUCAAAUUGCUCUUGCUGUCUACAGAGAUCCUGACACAAAGAAAGUUGUAUUCGAUUUUGAAGGCACUUCACCUCAGACAUAUAAUAAUUUCAACGCUCCUACUGCAAUUACAUAUUCUGCGAUCAUCUACUGUUUAAGAUGUCUGGUUGACCAAGAUAUACCAUUGAACCAGGGUUGCCUACGCCCAAUAGAAGUGAGGAUCCCUAAAUCGUCUUUACUUUCACCUGCUGAUGGAAGCGCAGUUGUCGGUGGUAAUGUCUGUACCUCACAGAGGAUCACUGAUACUAUUUUGAAGACAUUCGAUGUCAUGGCUGACUCCCAAGGUUGUUGCAAUAAUUUCACAUUUGGUAGUGGUGGUAAUGGACCGGAUGGUAAGUACGUGCAGGGUUUUGGGUAUUAUGAAACCAUUGCCGGUGGACAUGGGGCAUCAGAAAAAUGGGAGGGUGUUUCAGGUGUUCAUACGAAUAUGACAAAUACGAGAAUCACAGACGCUGAAAUCUUUGAGAGAAGGUAUCCUAUCAUAUUAAGAGAAUUUUCAAUUAGAAAGGGAUCCGGUGGUGUCGGUAAGCACAAUGGAGGUGAUGGUGUUAUAAGAGAUGUGGAAUUUAGAAUACCUGUAACUGCCUCCAUAUUAUCUGAGCGUAGGGUCAUCGCCCCUCAUGGUAUGCAUGGAGGUGAAGACGGUGCAAGAGGAAUGAAUUUGUGGAUAAGACACACUAUCGACGGGGAUGGCAACAAAGAAGAAAGAAUUCAAAAUCUCGGGGGUCGUUCUACUGUUGAUAUUAGUGCUGGCGAUAGAAUUAUUAUCAAGACACCGGGGGGUGGUGGAUGGGGUCAUGCCAGUGAGAAAGGAAUUGAAACAACCAGAUCUCUGCCGAAUAAAAGAAAACUGCUCAAAGAUGGAGGCUCAUUGCAAAAGCGGAAAAGACAGCAAUUAGAAAGUUGA
Pichia membranifaciens NRRL Y-2026 is the source of this 4023-nucleotide messenger RNA. RefSeq lists its product as hypothetical. Gene Ontology annotation, cellular component: cytosol. Lineage: Eukaryota; Fungi; Ascomycota; Pichiomycetes; Pichiales; Pichiaceae. The record is from RefSeq and is a predicted model, not a curated record. The transcript has 2 exons. Gene Ontology annotation, biological process: glutathione metabolic process. Bases 1 to 4023 code for a protein of 1340 amino acids. Gene Ontology annotation, molecular function: 5-oxoprolinase (ATP-hydrolyzing) activity.